AUGACACGCCCUCGGCGUUCGUCGGCCACCAGCGACGAUAGCACCGGCACGGUGCGCGAGCAGGAACUGGGGAGCAUGUACGACUAUCUGGCAAAGGUCAUCCUGUUGGGGCCAAGCGGGACGGGCAAGUCUUGUCUUCUACAUCGUUUCGUCAAGAAUGAGUGGCGGGUCCUGUCGUCGCAAACUAUUGGCGUCGAGUUCGCGAGCAAGAUCAUCAAGGUCGGCACCGGCGCACGGCGGAAACGGAUAAAGUUACAGCUCUGGGACACAGCAGGAACCGAACGCUUCCGGUCCGUGUCACGGUCCUACUACCGCGGCGCGGCCGGCGCCAUUCUCAUCUACGACGUCACCUCCCAAACUUCCUUCCACAGCCUCCAGCCCUUUCUCAACGACGCCCGCGCCCUCGCUUCACCCAACCUCUCCCUCCUCCUCGUCGGUAACAAACUCGACCUCGCCGGCGACCCCCUCAUCGACACCACCCUACCCCCCUCCACCCCGGGCGGUGCCAGCAGCAUCAGCUCCGCCUCGGGCAUCCCAUCCCCCCACGGCGCUUCCCACGCCAACACCCCCGCGAUCCCAUCCUCCUACUCCUCGGUAUCCACCAUCCACCCAACCCUCGGCUCCCAACUCAAAGCCACCAUCGCCCCAGACGGCCGCGAAGUCUCCGCCGUCGAGGCCAGCCGUUGGGCCAGCACGGUACAAAUCCCCGUCACCAUGGAAGUCUCCGCCUUCAGCGGCGAAGGGGUCGACGAAGUAUUUGGACGGCUGGCCCGCAUGAUUUUGACCAAGAUUGAGCUGGGCGAGAUCGACCCGGAUGAUCCGAUGAGUGGGAUCCAGUAUGGCGACGCCGGAGGCAUGUGGAAUGGUGGGGCUAGUGAUGGGGGCAGUAUCAAGAGUACCAUGACUGGGGAGGAAGGAGGUAGUAGUGGUGGUGGAACGGGGGCUAGGAGGAGGCGGAAGGGGAGGAGGGGCGGGCAGGCGUUGAGGGAGUGGGAGGAGGUGUUUACAUUGUCGGGGAGGAGGCGGAACAGGGGGACCACAGCUCUCAUCAUGGCCCCUCGAGUCGUGAUUCCCCUUGACCAAAACUGGGAGUUCAAGCAAGCCGACAACCAAGGCUCCCGAUUCCUCCCAGUCAGCCAGUUCCCCACCAACGUCCACCUCGACCUGCAGCACCACGGCUUGAUCCCGGACCCGUACAUAGGCAAGAACGAGCUUGCCGUGCAAUGGGUCGGCGAAGCCCAAUGGACCUACCGGACCUCCUUUACCGUGCCGGCCCAGGCCGCGUUGGCGGGCCGUCAGGCGGUCAUUGCGUUUGACGGGCUGGAUACCUUUGCCACGGUGGUGCUGAAUGGGACGACGAUUCUCGAGUCGGAGAACAUGUUUCUGCCGGAGCGGGUGGAUGUGACGUCGGUGUUGAAGAAGGAAGGGAAGAAUGAACUGGUGAUCACGUUUGAUAGUGCGUAUCUCCGGGGGUGCAAGUUGGUGGAUCAGUACCCGGAUCAUAAGUGGGGGUGCUGGAACGGCGAUACCUCACGGCUCGCUGUGAGGAAAGCGCAGUAUCACUGGGGCUGGGACUGGGGCCCGACCCUGUUGACUUGCGGGCCGUGGCGUCCCAUAAACUUGGAAGUCUACGAGUCUCGUUUGGCCGACCUCUAUGCCAAUACCGUUAUCGACAAGUCGCUAAAGCGGGCCGACGUCAAGGUUACGGCCGUGGUCGAGAGCAAGGCGGACCAGGUGAGAUUCGAUGUGUCCCUGAACGGCAAACAGGUCGCGACCGAAACGGCCGGCGUGACUGGCGCCCAGGCCGUCAGCGUGUCCUUUCUCAUCGACAACCCGGCUCUGUGGUAUCCCAUUCGCUAUGGCAAGCAGCCGCUGUAUGAUAUCAAGGCGACAUUGCUGGUUGGUGGGGAGGAAAUCGACAGUCUCUCGAAGCGGAUCGGCCUCCGUCGGGCAGAGCUCAUCCAACGGCCGCUGAAAGACCAGCCGGGGACGUCCUUCUUCUUUGAGGUCAACAACAUUCCCAUUUACUGCGGUGGUAGUGACUGGAUCCCAGCCGAUAACUUUAUCCCUCGCAUCAGCCGGGAACGGUACUUCGAUUGGAUCAAACUCGUGGCAGACGGUAACCAGUUCAUGAUCCGUAUCUGGGGUGGUGGGAUCUACGAGGAACAGGCCUUCUACGACGCCUGUGACGAGCUCGGGAUCUUGGUCUGGCAGGACUUUAUGUUCGGGUGCGGCAACUAUCCAGCCUGGCCCGAACUGCGCGAGUCCAUUCACCGUGAGGCGACGGAGAACGUCAAACUGCUGCGGCACCACCCGUCGAUUGUCAUCUGGGCCGGUAACAACGAGGACUACCAGUACCAGGAAUCAGCCGGUCUCACAUACGACUACGCCAACAAGGAUGCCGAGAGCUGGCUGAAGACCGACUUCCCCGCGCGCUACAUCUACGAGAAGAUCCUGGCCGAUGUCUGCGCUGAGUUGGUUCCCAACACGUUUUACCACCCGGGCUCGCCCUGGGGUGCGGGCCGCGACACCCACGAUGCUACCGUCGGCGAUAUCCACCAGUGGAACGUGUGGCACGGCACGCAGGAAAAGUGGCAGAACUUUGACAAGCUCGUCGGCCGGUUUGUGUCGGAAUUCGGCAUGGAGGCUUUCCCCUCCGUCAAAACCAUCGACUCGUUUCUCCCGCUCGGCAAAGACGACCCGGACAGAUACCCCCAGUCCUCCACGGUCGACUUCCACAACAAAGCCGAAGGCCAUGAGCGCCGCAUUGCGCUGUACCUGGUGGAAAACCUCCGCUAUGCGCCCGACCCCCUGGAGCAUUUCGUCUACAGCACGCAACUAAUGCAAGGCGAAUGCCUCGCCUCCGCCUACCGUCUGUGGAAGCGUGAGUGGCGCGGCCCGGGCCGCGAGUACUGCGGCGGUGCGCUCGUUUGGCAGACCAACGACUGCUGGCCCGUCACAAGCUGGAGUAUCGCCGACUACUACCUACGCCCGAAGCUGGCGUAUUUCACCGUCAAGCGUGAGAUGGCGCCCGUCAGCAUCGGUAUCACGCGCCGCGUCCACUCGCACCCGCGCGACAAGCACACCCGGGUCAAUAUCGAUGUCAAGACGCAGAUCGAGGUCUGGGGGAGCAACCUCACGCUGGACAACCUGACCGUCGACUGCGUGCUCAAGGCAUGGGAUGUCAUCACGGGCGAGGAGACGUUCUCCCAAACCGUCGCGCCGGCUCUGUUGCUACCCGAGAACCGGUCAACCGAGAUCGUCGCGCUAGACGUGCCCGUGCGGGAGAAGGACGUCGGCGAGGAAGAUCGGAUUGUGGUGGCCGCGUACUUGUUCCAAAAGCAGGAGAACGGCGAACAAAAGCAGAUUGCGCGAUACGUCAACUGGCCGGAGCCGCUCAAGUAUGUGCAUUUGCAGAAACCCAAGGCGCUGCGGGCGGAACUCACGGCGGAUCUUUCGGGAGUUGAAAUCAGCGCGGAAGUUCCCGUCAAGGGCGUGGCACUGGAGAGUGAGGAUGACGGAGUGAGGUUUGAGGACAACUUGGUGGAUAUUGUGCCGGGGGAGGUGGUGCGGAUUGGGGUGAAGGGGGUGAGCAAGGAGAGCAAGAUUGAGACGAGGUAUUUGGGGAUGUUGUAG
This is a messenger RNA of Dichotomopilus funicola, 3636 nucleotides long. RefSeq names its product glycoside hydrolase superfamily. The record is from RefSeq and is a predicted model, not a curated record. Bases 1 to 3636 code for a protein of 1211 amino acids. The transcript is spliced from 5 exons. Gene Ontology annotation, biological process: carbohydrate metabolic process; glycoprotein catabolic process. Gene Ontology annotation, molecular function: GTP binding; GTPase activity; beta-mannosidase activity. NCBI's taxonomy places the organism in Eukaryota, Fungi, Ascomycota, Sordariomycetes, Sordariales, Chaetomiaceae.